Trypanosoma brucei brucei TREU927 is the source of this 1224-nucleotide messenger RNA. RefSeq lists its product as hypothetical. The transcript has a single exon. The record is from RefSeq and is a predicted model, not a curated record. The coding region runs from base 1 to 1224 and encodes 407 amino acids. Gene Ontology annotation, biological process: cilium assembly. NCBI's taxonomy places the organism in Eukaryota, Euglenozoa, Kinetoplastea, Trypanosomatida, Trypanosomatidae. Gene Ontology annotation, cellular component: axoneme; ciliary basal body.
AUGUACGAGUAUGAUGACCAGCAGGUGAGGGAGGAGGAGCAGCAAAUGAAGGCGGCCACCGUCAUCCAGCAGCGCUGGAAGGAGUUCUGUGCUCAACGGGAGGCAGAGAAACGGGCUAACUUCACCACCACCGUUGCAGUUGCAGCCGCAGCUUCUGCUGCGGCUGCUGAGGGUGUGGAAGCGGAGCCACGCGUCACCUUCAAGGAGGAGUACAGGGAACUUGUCAACCGCUACAACAGUGUUGUCGAGCGCAGUGUAGCACUUCAGCGACUGCUGACGCAACACUUCACAGCCCAGCGGCAGCGGAAGGGUGAAGACCUGAACCAACACCAGGCUAUGACAGUCGAGGCAGAACAACAAUACUGGAUAUCCAUAUGGCAGAUGAGGGAAGAAUGGCAACAGCAACGUUCCCGUUGUGAGGCGGCAGAGGCGGCCUUUACAGAAAUGCAGUCACGACACCAGGGCACUAUUGACUCUUCUCAAAAACACGAGGAGAUGUUUCGUCAGUACAUUAGAGAACUUGCAGAGCGUGUGCAGUUUGUGCGCACGAACAAGCGACUGACCAAAGAGGAAAUUGACGAAUUCCUCAACAGGGAUGCCCUUCAGCGUCGCUUAAUUCAGCGGGCGCGCAUACGGUAUAAUUUGUUGCGGUACGAAAUGGAGGAGUUGCAAAGAGCUAUGGCUCAACGUGAUCAGCAGCAGGAUGGAAUGAGCCUCAUUGAUUUUGAGCAACUGAAAAUUGAGAACACAAAUCUGAAUGAGAAGAUUGAGGAGCGGAACGAAGACAUUGUGAGGUUGCGACGUAAAGUAACCACCACAAUUCAUGUUCUAACACAUGUAAAGGAAAAACUAGAGUUUAUGAAGAUUGAAAACGGCCAACUUCGGCGGCAGGUAGCGUCGACGGAGGAAGAGCUGAACGGCCUGCGUGAUAAGUUAGCACAAACGAAGCGUCAGCGUGACCACUUCACUGCCAGUAAUCUUAGAAUACGCGAAAAAAUGCCUAUGGUAGGAUCAAAGAAGUUGUUGCUUGAUUACGAGAGACGUAAGGCGGCCUGCAAUACGAUGCGCGACGAUGUACUGGGUAGCGCUGCACGGCAUCGGACAUUGCUGAGUGACAUGGAUAUGAAGCAAGGAACACUGGUUGAUCUUCAAAAAGCACUUGUGCUGGGAAUGGAACCGGAAACGCAUGUGACCAGAAAAGCAAAAGAGUCUCUGGCAAGUUAA